GCAGAAGCUGGUGUGGUGUAUCUCUGGUAAUUAUGUGGUUGGCUUUGGUCUUAGCAUUGGGUCUGACGGGCGGCUACUGUGAAGGCGGUGGCGGUUCAAGAGGACUAGAAAGAAACGAGAUGGCGGCGGUCGUCAACCACGGCAACAACUUCACCUCCGGCAGCGGCGUCCACUAUUACUUCAAUUUGCUCCCGAAGAGGUUUCCGGUGCCGGCGUCAACUCCUUCAAGACGGCAUAAUGACAUUGGCCUGCGAACCUGGAAAACGCCAUAGCUACAGCAAACGUAUGUUGACCGACGAGAAGGCACGUACAUUUAAUUUGUAGGAUGGACUAUGGAGGCGUAAUCUCGCCACCUCUAUCAACUAGGUCAUCAUCAACAUUUUUACCUUUUUUUCCCAUGGUUGUUCUAUUCUAAUAAUCCUUGGUCCUAAAAUAAUGUUCUUAGUAACUAUUCACAUGUAAAACUAUCUCUAUCUUUAUUAUACUCCACACAUUUUAAUUAAUCAUUAGAUAAAAUAAUAUUAUUGAGUCAUUAUAUUUUAUUAGAAUUUUGAUGUAAUUUUUUAAUAUAUAUUUCCCCCGUUCUGAAAUUAAAUAAAAGAUUUGCUCCAUA
Molecule: messenger RNA, 613 nt
Organism: Cuscuta campestris
Lineage: Eukaryota; Viridiplantae; Streptophyta; Magnoliopsida; Solanales; Convolvulaceae
Source: the annotation of a GenBank genome assembly